This is a messenger RNA of Girardinichthys multiradiatus, 4686 nucleotides long. Its product is annotated as sulfate anion transporter 1-like. Lineage: Eukaryota; Metazoa; Chordata; Actinopteri; Cyprinodontiformes; Goodeidae. The transcript is spliced from 8 exons. Gene Ontology annotation, cellular component: membrane. Gene Ontology annotation, biological process: transmembrane transport. Gene Ontology annotation, molecular function: chloride transmembrane transporter activity; oxalate transmembrane transporter activity; secondary active sulfate transmembrane transporter activity. The record is from RefSeq and is a predicted model, not a curated record. The coding region runs from base 214 to 2343 and encodes 709 amino acids.
AGUAGGAAACAGGAAGAAGCAAGAGACACAUUGCUAGCAGCCAGCAGAGUGGGGAGCAGCAUAGGAGCAAACAGACUGAUGGUGGAUGAGGAGGCACCACACAUGGAGGCAUGGCUGGUGUCGCCUCCAGGACAAACUCAAGCUGCUGCUUAUUUGGAGUGCAGCUGACAGCUUCUGGAUCUUCUCCUUCCACUCCCAGUCUUCAACAAGACCAUGGAGGAUGUAUCUCCAGACACGGAAACCCCAUUGGUCGGGCAAUCCCUCCUGGAACGGCGUGUUCGCCAGCGAAAUCCGAAAGUGUCAGUUCUUAAAUCAAAGCUGAAAAAGGGUUUGACUUGCUCAGGUCCAAAGGUCCGAUCCACUCUUAAAGGGUUCUUCCCUGUGCUGCACUGGCUGCCAAAAUACAAGCUGAAAGAGUACAUCUGGGGCGAUGUGAUGUCUGGGUUGAUUGUUGGUAUCAUUUUGGUACCGCAGGCCAUCGCGUACUGCCUGUUAGCAGGAGUGCCACCCAUUUAUGGUCUAUACACUUCGUUUUACGCCAAUAUCAUUUACUUUCUCAUGGGGACGUCUCGACAUGUAUCAGUUGGGAUCUUCAGCCUCAUGAGCCUCAUGGUAGGACAGGUGGUGGUUAGGGAAGUUUUCCUGGCUGGUUUUGACAUGAAUGAGGACUCUACCCCAUCUCCUCAUCAAGACUUACAUGACACAGUGGGUGCAAACCUCACUAAUGAACCCGAGUUCACCGUGGAGCUGAUGGGUAGGCAGUUAGGGAAGGAUUCCUUUGCUAUCAGUGUCGCUGCUGCUGUUACAUUCCUGGCUGGAGUCUAUCAGAUUUUGAUGGCAGUGUUUCGGCUCGGAUUUGUCUCCGUCUACCUCUCGGCUCCCAUGCUAGAUGGGUUUGCCACCGGAGCUUCUUUCACCAUCCUGACUGUGCAAGCUAAAUACUUGUUGGGUCUAAAGAUACCUCGUCAUCAGGGCUAUGGGACAGUAGUCGUUACUUGGAUUAACAUCUUCGCCAACAUUCACAAGACCAACCUGUGUGACCUCAUCACAAGUGCCACAUGCAUCAUAAUUUUAGUGGCUGGGAAAGAGAUCCAGGAGCGCUACAAGGACCGCUUAAAGAUCCCCUUACCUACAGAGCUGGUAGUCGUGGCGGGAGCUACACUUGCCAGCCACUUUGGGGAAUUCAAUACCCAAUACCAUUCCAGUGUCUCUGGUCACAUUCCCACAGGAUUUAUCCCACCUCAGGUCCCCGCGUUCAGUAUGAUGUCACGGGUGGUGCUGGAUGCCAUUCCUGUGGCUGUCAUUAGUUUUGCCUUCACCGUGUCGCUAUCUGAGAUGUUCGCAAAGAAACACGGAUAUACCAUUCGUCCCAACCAGGAGAUGGUGGCUAUUGGACUCUGUAACGUUGUCCCCUCCUUCUUUCACUGUUUCACCACGAGUGCAGCGCUGGCAAAAACAAUGGUGAAGGAUUCAACCGGCUGCCAGACUCAGGUAUCAAGUCUGAUCAGCGCCCUGGUAGUCCUUCUUGUCCUCCUCUUCUUCGCUCCAUACUUCCAAGCACUUCAGAAAUGUGUCCUUGCUUGCAUCAUCAUUGUAAGCCUUCGAGGAGCACUGAGGAAGUUCAGGGAUGUCCCAGCCAAGUGGCGAGCCAGCCGGACGGAUGCCAUUGUUUGGUUGGUAGCCAUGUCAGCCACUGCUCUGAUCAGCGUGGAGCUGGGCUUGCUUGUUGGCAUGGUUUUUUCAAUGAGCUGCAUCAUCUAUGAAACCCAGAAUCCAAAGGUCUCUCUCCUUGGCCGGGUCAACGACACCAAUCUGUAUGAGGACAUAGAGGAGUACAAGAAUCUCACAGCGCCAGGUCGGGUUAAGAUCUUCCGUUUCCAGGCUCCUUUGUACUAUGCCAAUAGGAAUGCUUUCCUCAGAUCCCUCUACAAAGCUGUCGGAGUAGAACCUUUCUUGGAGUUGACUAAAAGAAAAAAGGCAGAGAAGAAGGACAAAAAGCAAGCCAAGACAAAUGGAGAGAAAACCAACUUUGAUGUCUUUGUAGGUGUUGGCAAAAAAGAACUAGAGUUCCACACAAUAGUUUUAGACUGCUCAGCCAUCCCUUUCAUUGACUCAACAGGCAUGGCCACUUUCACAGCGCUGGUUAAGGAAUAUAAAGAGAUCAGUGUAAGUGUGCUCCUUGCAUGCUGCAACACCUCAGUCAUCGAUGCUCUCCAGAAGGGAGAGUUCUUUGGGAGGAAAAACAAAGAUACAAGUAGUCUGUUGUUUUAUACAGUUCAUGCUGCUGUUCUUCACGCAAACAGAGCAGCAGAAGAAAGUAAAGCGGAGGACUCUGUGGUGUAGAUUGACUGGAGAAAACUUUUUUUUUUCUUUUCUCUGUGUGCUUAAAAGGGUGUAUUAAGAAGCUCUGAAAGUAUACCCUGGAAAAAAUUGUCCAUAAAACAAAGAGGUACCAAGAGAAGAAAUAGCAAAGUGAAGAAUAUAUAGAAAUAUUUUUUAAUUUUAUACCCUUGAGUAAUGAUCAACAAUGCUUUUUUUGGAGCAUUUUGAAGGUCCAAAGAGCUACUUUUUAAAGCCAGUAAAUAAAUAACCCAAUGACCAAUUGUAUUUGAAAAAUUCCUUUUAAUGUUAAAUUUAUAUUUUUCUGUAUGACAAAAAGUUGAAAGUACAAAUGUGGCGACGGUGGCUCAGGUAGUAGAGGUUUGUCCAGUAAUCGGUGGGUAGCUGGUUUGAACCCUUGCUCUGUCUGUCUUAGUUGUUGUGUCCUUUGACAAGACACUUCACCCAUCUUGCCUGAUGUUGGUGAUCUGAUUGUAUGGCAGCUGCACUUCUGUAAGUCUCCCCCAGUCCAGCUGUAGCUACAAUGUAGCCUACCACAGUCAGUCUGUGAAUGGGUGGAUGACUGAUUGUAGUGUAAAGUGCUUUGGAGUCCUCAGAAAUGAUAAAGCCCUAUACAAGUGCAGGCCAUUUACCAUUAAAUCAUUUCACCAACAGAGAUCAAAUCUAUCAAUGUGGCUUGGUUCACCAGGUUUCGACAUUUGCUCUCCUUUAGUUUGCAGAUUUUAAUCUAUUGGCUUCACUAAGGACUGAGCCAGUGGUGGUCUAUUAUGUAGCUUUCUCCCACAGAGUUUCUCUUCCCUUUCUGCACAAGGGAAAGGAGCUAAAAGCCUAACCAAACACACUCAUUGCUACCCCAGAGAGUGCCUAUGUAUUAUUUUUAGUUGCUAGGUGUACAUGUGUACAAGAUUUCGAGCAGGUCGAACUGAUUUAGAAUUGAGUCAGGAAUAUUGUCAGAGCAUUAAAAGAGGCAUUAAAACAGAUAAAGCACUCCGACAAGUGUUUUCUGAAGUGUAGCUUUUUUAAUUUAACUUCACCAUUCAUAGGAAUGUGUUCAAGUAGACAUGUUUGACUUUUGUUAUCGAUUGAUGAGUUUUCCAUAAACACUUAUGUAAAUAUAAAAAGUUAUUUAGACCCAAAUCCACAUAGACUUUACUCCUCACGGUCGGAGUCCAGACUUGUAGGUUUAGCCACCACUUCCUGACGUGCCAACUGUCACUUUGGACUAUAAAUCAUUUGUAAAAGGCUGGUUAAACUCUUCCUGACUAACGGAAAAGGUCAGGAGGAGACGUUUUACGUGACAAACAAGGACUCUGCUGGUUUUGAGAGAACCUUGCAUUCAGAAAAUGAGUCUUUGGAGCACACUUGCAACCUUGUUCUGAACAGGCAGCAGCAGCUGUAAAAACAUGGUUUGAGCAUUUUUUUGGUGCUUUUAAAAUGUUUUGAGUUUUUACACAGCAGGUGAUAUCUCACAUGCAUUUUGUAAGAUAUUCUCAAACAUUGUUUUUCUUAAUCAAAAAUGUUGUGACUAGCAUAAUAAGUUCAAACUGCUGUACUUUGGUUAAACUACUGUUUUUUCAUUGUCUUUUAUCCUGUUGAGACCAAGACUGAUUACUGAUUAUCUAACAGCAAAAUGUGAAAAACCUUUUAUAUAAUGUAAUGAAAACAUGAUCAUAAAUAUAGACAGCGUUAUUAUUUAUAAAAAUUAAUAAGUAACCUAACUCUUCCAUGCUUUCAUUUAAUUUAAAUAAUGACUGAUUCUAUUUUGAGAAGUCUCAUGGGUUGUAAGUGUGACUUUUUUUGUAUAGCUAUUCAGCUUUCAGAAAGAUUUUACAAUAUUUAGUAUUUCAAUUAAAAUGACUCUUAAGUGAAGCAUGUGUGUGGCUUUGCUUUAUUAUUAAAAGAGUAUUUGAUGUGAAGAAAAGAGUCACUAUGUUGCAGUUUGAAUCAAAUAUAUGGACCAGCAGUGUUUCAAGUUGCCAAUAUGGCACGUUUGCAAGUUUAGAACAUAAGUGAAAACAUGUUUACAAGUACAGUCUGUUUGAUGAUCUUCAUUAUUUUUUUUGGUUUACUCACAGCCCACUUGAUAUUUUCUCUUUUUCAAGCAAUUCUUUGUGAACCUGAGAGAUGGUUGAGUGUGAAAAUCCCAGUUCCUAAUAUACUCACACCAGCCCAUUUGGCACCAACAGCCAUAUCCACUGUAUUCCCCAUUCUGGUGCUCAAUUUAACUUCAUCAAGUCACAUGUAAAUGCCUAAAUGCACUGAGCUGCUGCCUUUUGACUGGCUGAGUCACAUUAUUUGUGUUAACAAGCAACUGAACAAAUAAAAAGAAACUGUGGUCUGAUUUCA